This is a messenger RNA of Serendipita indica DSM 11827, 1005 nucleotides long. NCBI's taxonomy places the organism in Eukaryota, Fungi, Basidiomycota, Agaricomycetes, Sebacinales, Serendipitaceae. The record is from the annotation of a GenBank genome assembly.
AUGACUACCAUCACGGACGAAGAGCUUUAUCUCAAUGCAGAAGUUUUAAAAGGCAAGGUCGUUCUGAUCACCGGUGCGUCGAGUGGAGUUGGUCAGGCGACGGCUGUAUCAUUUGCUUCGUACGGUGCAAAGGUUAUCAUUGGGGAUGUUGAUCUCGCUGGAGCGAAGCAUACCGUUCGCGAAUGUUUGCGCGUUGGUGGGACAAUUGGGUCUGACGCAAUGGUUCAGAAAUGUGAUGUGACUUCGUGGGAAGAACAAGUGGCACUAUUCGAGGCAGGCUAUAAAAAAUAUGGUCGGAUUGACUAUGUAAUUCCAAACGCUGGCAUUGUUGGAGAUGGCCCUCUCGCACUCAGCAAACGGACAAAGGACAUCCCUAACAAGCCAGAUACACGGACUAUUGAUAUCAACCUCGUUGGUGUGAUAUAUACGAUCAAAUUGGGUCAGCACUACCUUAUGAAGAACAAGCCAUUGGGUCCAAUGGCCAUCAUUUUUGUUGGCUCCAUGGCCGGCAAUCAAGGAUUCCCUCGUGCCGAGAUUUACUCCGCAACCAAACACGGCCUCAUAGGUCUCUGUCGAAGCCUUACAGAAGACUACCGCGCGCAAGGAAUCCGCACGGCCGUAGUCUGCCCCUGGUUCGUCGAUACGCCGCUCAUCAAGACAGACAACAGAGUUAUACUAGCGGGCGCCCCAUUCACGCCCAUCAACCGCGUUGCCGGUGCCAUCGUCUGCGCCGCCACAGAUCCGAAUUGGGAGACGAGUGGCGCGUCGUAUAACUUACCUGACGAUGGACCUGUUAUGCGUACGGAGAGGCACGAAUUGAGUGUCGGCGUAUACAAGAUCUUGACGGAAAGAAUCAACACCUUGAUCAAGGUUGAGACUACUAUCAACCGCUACAUGAACAUCGUAUCCGACUUGUUUAUGCUCGCCGCACCUCACUUGACGAUUGUAGCAUUUGUCUUGCCGAUCCUAGCUUACUGGUUGUUCACGCGUUGGAUGAAUAGCUAG